Balearica regulorum gibbericeps (East African grey crowned-crane) is the source of this 722-nucleotide messenger RNA. The record is from RefSeq and is a predicted model, not a curated record. Lineage: Eukaryota; Metazoa; Chordata; Aves; Gruiformes; Gruidae.
UAUUACACAAAUGUAACUUUCACAUUUGUGUUUCAGGAAAACCAGAUGCCGCUGCUGAAACUCUUCUGGAUCAGGAAUGUGUAAAUCCUAUGAGUUACUCAAGCCAGCUAGAAGACUCUGGAUGUGAUGUCUCUAAUGACUAUGCUUUUGAUUCUUUAGCUUCUGAUUUUCACCAAUCUGAGCAUAAUGUUGACACUUCUAAAUGUUGGUUGGAAAGAAUUCCCCCAUUGAGUCUUUACUGUACUAGCAGGGAGGAAUCUCUGACUGCUCCAGUGCAGUUUUUGCAACGUCUGCUUGAAAUAAGAAAACUGUCAGAAGGAGGAAUUGUUCAAGCAGACUUCACAGAGCUUGAGAAUGAUUCUUUCACUGUAUGCAAUUCAGUGUCUCAGUUGCUUGAUGGACUGACUGUUUUUUACAACAGUCCUAAACUUCCAGUUUCAGAUUUUCUUACUGAAGCAGUUUGUGUUUUGAUCCGUUUAAUAACUGAUACUAAAUUAUCUAAUCAUGUCUUGAAGAAGUGUUUCAAGAAGCUGGAAGAAUUUAAGAAAAAUCUAAUUCAGAAUAUUUUAAGAAACAGCAGUGUCAAUAGGUUUCAGGCACUGCAUGCUGUAUCACACACGCUGGUUUUGCUAGCAAGGAACAACAUACUAAGAAAUUCUUUAAUAUCUCUUCUACUAUCAGAAGUACGUCAGUUUGCUGAGCAGCUAUUGCAAGCUUACCAG